Eurytemora carolleeae is the source of this 2389-nucleotide messenger RNA. RefSeq lists its product as uncharacterized. Bases 85 to 2169 code for a protein of 694 amino acids. The record is from RefSeq and is a predicted model, not a curated record. The transcript is spliced from 7 exons. Lineage: Eukaryota; Metazoa; Arthropoda; Copepoda; Calanoida; Temoridae.
CAAAAAUUUCUUGUUACAGGAAACAAAAUGUAGUUUCAAGCUUUUUUUUGUAGUUUUCUUCACGGUACUUCGAUCAGCAUCAGGAUGGGGGAUAAGGCUAAGAGGAAGAAACGCUCUUCGACGGUGUUUAACGAUCUGAAGAUAAAGGUUGAGAUAGAAAAUCCUGAGGAGGACGAGGAGCUCGUCAACUACUACACAAACAAGAACUUUGUUGCUCCAAUUCGAAGGAAGUUUGAAACGAUUUUCGAAGGUUCCCGAAGAGGGUUUAGUGAGGAGGGAGAACUGAAUCUUGGGAAAGGUUUGGAUAAAAGACAUAUCGAGGAAUAUCAAUUCUGGAAGCAGAACGAUAAGGAUAAGAACCGGAAAAGGAAACUCAAGAUUCAGAAACAGUUCAAAGGAAGAAAGAAACCAACAUCUAAACCUCUUAGUGCAAAGGACGAGAAAAAAUUAAAGAAAUUAAUUGAAAACGUUCCAGAUUUUGAAACCGAACCUUCUACAAGUACUGAGUCCGAUGUUGGGCUACUCCUGGAGAAGGCAGUUGGUUUUCUCAACUCCUUGUCUAGAUCCAAGAUCGAAACAACUACUCCCAAUCUUUCUGCAAACUCCUCUGCUGAUCUCUCUCAUGAUCAUCCGACCCCAUCAAAGGAUGAGAAACUUGACUCUGGCUGUUCAGAGAGCUCUAGAAAUCCGGAGAACGAAUCCGGUUUUCUUGAAGAAUCAAGAACUAACUCAUAUCCUUCCGACGUAGUAAAUUCCUUCAGAGAUGAGAAUCUGGACCUCAAGUUAGAAAAUAUAUCUGAUGAAAACCUUAAGAAAGAAUAUCUUGAAGCUCUGCUGUCUGAGGAUAUCAUGUUUUGUGGACCUGUUAAAGCUGCUGCCGGAAAGAAGAAGAAGAAAGAGCGAGUCUCAACCCGUCUCAGUGUUCGUAGAUCCGCUAGAUUUCUCAGGGAUGCAAGCCCAUCUGAAGCUGGUUCUGUUUUCUCUCUCAUGGAUAUACCAGUUAAACCUGUCAAAACUAAUCAAAUACCUCCUAGAGACGAAUCAUCCAACCAAGGCUGUGACGAGAAUACGGAGGUUUGCGAAGGAACCGAAUUUCAAGUUUUAAAAGAGAUAAAUCAUUUGUCGCAGGACAAUGUAUCUACACAAGAAAGAGCAAUAAAACGAAGACAUAAACAUGAACGAAUAAACCCCGCAGAUAAGGAGAAUAGUGAAAGGAGUAAAGCUAAACCUGAACAGAAGAAAAGGAAAAGAAACCCGGUUUCCUUGAUGUUUGAGGAGGACGAGUCAGGAUUUUUGAUCAAGGCUUCUUUGGAUAAUACACGUUGGAAGCAAGUUACAUCUGAACCUCGUUCUAGUGCUAAUACCUCCCCGGAGAAGUUCAAUGAUAGAAAAUCUACGGAUAUUGCUCUACCCGACUGUGUUAGAAGAAGUCUAACGGGGGAGUUUGUGCCUGGAAGAUGUUCCUGGAUACCUGAGCAGGAGAUAAAUAUAGACCUGGAACCUGUAUUUGUAAAUGGUAAUCUAUCCUGGGGUAAACUGUCUACAGGAUCUAGUGAACCUUGCCUUAGCUUUUCACCACCUGAGAUACUUAGGUCUCAUCAAAACAGGAACGACUCUACUCUAAACUUCCACCGUAAUAUUGUAAGUUCUCAUCUAAACCAGGAAAAUACUUCUCUAAACAUGCAACGUCAGAUUUCAAGUCUUCGUCCAAACCUUGAGAAUUUCGCUCUAAACAUAAAGCCUCAGAUUUUAAGUCCCCAUCCAAGCCUAGAUAAUUCUGCUCCAAACCUAGAACCCCGGAUUUUAAGUCCUCUUCACAUCCUUGAGAAUUCAAAACUGGGCCUUCAGAUUCCAAGUUCUCCUUUGGAGAUAUCUGCUCCAAACCAAGAACAUUGGAUCUCAAGUCAUCAUUUAAACUUGGGGAAGUCUGCGUCAACCUUGAAAACUCAUAAAAGCAAUCUUAUUUUGUCUAAAGGAGCUGGGGAGAAAUUAACCAAAUCUUUAAUAAAUAAAGUUAGAACAAGAAAAAAGGAUCAUUUCGGGUUCUCCGACUCAGAGGAUGAAGAAUUUAUUUCAGGAACACUAAGCAAAUCCAAAAGAAUAAAAACGAAAGAAGACACCCUAAAUACAGCCAAAAUAUACCUGGAGAAUCUAGACGAAACAUCCUAACACUUUCCAGCUCAAUGGUCAACUUCGCGAAAGUUGAAUGACUCUCGAACAGUUCAGUGACCGUCCUUCGUUUCAGCUCAAGCUCUGAUCAACCCCAAAGUUUCUCUUCAGAAGAACUUCAAUAAAACUCCUUAGUCCUAUUCUUGCUUUACUGUUCGUUAAAAAGUCUCGUAACACUUCUUGAUCCUCAAUACAAAAUAUAUUAAACUUGACUUUAAAA